UGUACUACGAAGUGUCUCGUCUGUUAUAGUAUAUUAUGGGACAGAAAAAGUAGCACAAAGUCAGUAUCAGGAGCUCCUGCUUGGUGUUGGCGGCGGUUGCUAGGCAGAGGACGAGGCGUUGCGGCCCAAUACCUGCCCGGAAGUGAAGUGGAUCUGGAGCAGUGAGUGAGGUUGGCCGCGCCACCCUCAACUGCGACGGCAACCUUGUCUUCCUCCUCUACCGCGAAGGUCCAGGCCCACCACCCACCGGAGGCCGGAGGUGAUCGAUGGCGCCGCACGAGACGGAGACGGGGACGGAGUCUGCGGCGGCAAGGCAGGCGAAGGAGUCGCUGGAGCUGGCGUUCCAGAUGUCCCAGAUCCUGGACACCGGCCUCGACCGCCACACGCUCUCGCUGCUCAUGGCGCUCUGCGACCGCGGCGCCAACCCCGAGGCCCUCGCCGCCCUCGUCCGCGAGCUCUCCUCGGCGGCUCCUCCGACCGCCGCAACUACUCCCGCGUCCACCGCCACCGCCGUGCCGUCAACAAAAGCCGCCUCGCUUUUCCCCUCCGGUCUUCGCCAACCCUAGGGUAGUGAAAACCGGUGGAACCAAUUUGCUUGAUCGGUAGAGCAGACUCGAGAUUUGAUUGCUGGAAGAAAGGUAUUGUCAAACUUAAGGAAGAUGCUAAAUCUUGCUGUAGAAUGCAUUUCUGAUGCUGUGGUGGCCUGUUUCCCCAAGGAAGGUGUGGUUCAUGGAACGCUGCGUGAUUUGCUUGAGUUGUGGAAGAUAAGAGUUUAGUAAUCGUGGGAACGUUGCCUUUCCUAUUUCCAAUAGCCAAUUGUAUGUAUCCACCACACGUAUGGUCUUUUAUUAUGGCAAAAUUGGUUAUAUAACAUCAAAAGUUCAUGUUUUUGGUUUUAUAGCACCGAAAGUUACCGGUUCACUUUAAUAGCACCCAAAGUUCACCCUAUUCCCAUUUUUAGCACUUCCGUUAAUUUUUCCGUCCGUCUUGAUCGGUAUUGAUCCAGACAUAUACGAUAUGACAUUUCUACCCCUCAUUGACAUGCAUUAUACUUGUACUUGUGAGGGGUAGAAACGUCAUAUCGUGUGUGUGGCUGUAUCAAUAACGAUCAAGACGGACGGAAAACGAUCGAGAAUUGACGGAAAUGUUAAAAAUGGAAACAUGGUGAACUUUGUGUGCUAUUAAAGUGAACCGGUAACUUUCGGUGCUAUAAAACCAAAAACGUGAACUUUCGAUGCUAUAUAACCAAUUUUGCCUAUUAUUAAUUAUCCUCUCUUGACCUAGAAGUCCUUUGCUUUGUCAUGUGCUUAUCCAAGAAGGGAUCUGUCAUCGCCAUUGGUCGAACUCUCAUUUUCAGAUAAUAAUUGAAAGCAAUGAGUGAUAUCUCUAUUCCACCUGGUUCAA
Molecule: messenger RNA, 1404 nt
Organism: Oryza sativa Japonica Group (Japanese rice)
Lineage: Eukaryota; Viridiplantae; Streptophyta; Magnoliopsida; Poales; Poaceae
Product: mitotic-spindle organizing protein 1B
Biological process (GO): microtubule nucleation by interphase microtubule organizing center; gamma-tubulin complex localization; mitotic spindle assembly
Cellular component (GO): spindle; gamma-tubulin ring complex; centrosome
Source: RefSeq, a predicted model, not a curated record